Molecule: messenger RNA, 2101 nt
Organism: Myotis brandtii (Brandt's bat)
Lineage: Eukaryota; Metazoa; Chordata; Mammalia; Chiroptera; Vespertilionidae
Gene: AKAP7
Product: A kinase (PRKA) anchor protein 7
Exons: 9
Coding region: 38-1150 (370 amino acids)
Cellular component (GO): cytosol
Molecular function (GO): protein kinase A regulatory subunit binding
Source: RefSeq, a predicted model, not a curated record
UUGCAGCUGUACGCUACAUGAUCAGUGAUGAUCCGUUAUGUGUAGUUGUAUGUGCCCAAAGGUAAAAGAAGUGAAUUCCAGUGAGUGUGAAAAUAUGGCGGGGAGAAAGAAAAUGUCAGAAGAAUUUGAAGCCAAUACUAUGGAUUCUCCGGUAGAUAUGCCACUUGCUACUAUAGAUAUUAAAGAUGAUUGUGGAAUCACUGAUGUACCUCAAGUAAAUUUGGAAAGAAGUGAAGAAAAUGAAUAUAAAGAUCAAAUAAAGAAGAAGAAAAAAAAGUACAAAGACUAUCAACCAAACUAUUUCCUAUCCAUUCCAAUCACCAACAAAGAGGUUACAAAAGGAAUUAAGAUCCUGCAGAAUGCAGUAAUACAACAAGAUAAGCGCCUGGCCAAGGCAAUGACCGGUGAUGGUUCCUUUCAUAUUACCCUGUUGGUGAUGAAGUUAAAUGACGAUGAAGUAAACAUUGGUAUUGAUGCUCUUUUGGAAUUAAAACCAUUCAUAGAAGAAAUCCUUCAAGGAAAACACUUGAUUUUGCCCUUUGAAGGGGUUGACACGUUUAGAAAUCAGGUUGGAUUUGUGAAGCUGGCAGAAGGAGAUCACAUGAACCCACUUUUGGAAAUUGCAGAGGCUGCAAAAAGGACAUUUCAAGAAAAAGGCAUCUUGGCAGGAGAAAGCAGAAGUUUUAAGCCUCAUUUGACCUUCAUGAAAUUGUCCCAAGUACCAUGGCUCCGGAAGGUGGGAGUGAAAGAAAUAGACCCCAAAUUCUAUGAAAAAUUUAUCAGUCACAGAUUUGGAGAAGAAAUGCUACACCGCAUUGAUCUUUGCUCCAUGCUGAAGAAAAAGCAAAGUAAUGGUUAUUAUCACUGUGAAUCUUCCAUUGUGAUUGGCGAGUCCUCCACAGUCCUGCAGAGCUACAAAAGGGAUGUGCCCAGCUGGCCAAGUGGCAAGAGACCUAUUGGAAUCCGAGACUUAAUUAAUGAAGCUUUGCAGAGAGAAAGGAUGGUUCUGAAGUCCAAAGUGAAACAGAUAAAAGAACUUUUAUUCCAGCCUGAGACUCAGGCCAAAAUUAGAAGGGAGCUUUUUGAAGGAAGAUCCAUUAACAACAAUAAUCAAGAAAACGAUGUUGAUUUCAGUGCAACUUUAACAUGAGCUCUACAUUACUAUCAUGGUACCAUAGUUUAUGAAGCCCUUUCAGCUGACUAAAUGGCUCUUUGGUAAAUACCAAAGAAGUGUUCUGAUAGUGUCUUUACUAUGCACACCAACAUUUGGUAAGGAAUUAACAACUUCUUGCCAAAGAAAACCGAUUCUGCCCUGUUAUUUUUAUUUUUAAAGCUACACUUGUGUUUGGUAUUGUUUGUUUCUAUAAUAUCAAGAGUUAUUUUAUUAAAAGGACUUUCUUAAUUAGCUGUUGUAAAAUGUUCUUGGGGUCUUCACGGAUAAAAUAUGCAGACUGUGAAAAAUCAUUUAUAGAAAAAAAAAGACAAUAUUUUAAGGGUCACUUGCUUCCUGUUGACAUAAAUUUUGUUGUAGUAGUAAAUCAAAAGAAGUACUGUCCACAUGUGACUAUAUCUAGUGUUACUUUUAGUGGGAAUUUGAAUGUUUAUUGAAUACUGCCACUAGUACUUGAAUGAACAUUUACAAAUGUAAUAAUUGCAAUCACUGGUUAAGAACGUGUUAUAAUAUCCAUAUGCAUUAUUUUUCAAUGAUCAAAAUGUAGUAUGCCUUUUCAUUUCUUAAUGAAUAAAUGUUUGGGAUUUUUAUUUUCUACUUUUCUGAAGAUAAGCCCAGGUCUUACGUAUCCGUUAGAAUUUGAAUUUGUUUGCACUGAUUUAUUCUUAAAGAAAAUUCUUGAAAAAUUUCCCCUUGUAUGAUAAUCAUUGGUAACAGCUUUUUCUAUGGUCAUUGUAAAAUUGCUGCUACUAAGAGAACAUGAUGGAGGGGGAAAUCAUUGGAGAUCAAAUAUGUAAUCAUUUCAAAUAUAAAAUCCAGUUGACUCCUGGAUUUUAGCUAUUUUUUCACUGGGUAAAUUAUACUACAUUUAUUUAUAAAUGAGUUUUUGCAUUUUCAUGCUUCUUAAUAAAUGUAUUGUUUUCCCUUGUU